Dama dama (fallow deer) is the source of this 648-nucleotide messenger RNA. RefSeq lists its product as uncharacterized. The record is from RefSeq and is a predicted model, not a curated record. The transcript has 7 exons. Lineage: Eukaryota; Metazoa; Chordata; Mammalia; Artiodactyla; Cervidae. The coding region runs from base 1 to 648 and encodes 215 amino acids.
AUGCAGAACAGUACCAAGGACCAGGGUGUCCAUCGUCGUAGGGCGCUGGAGAAGUGGACCCAGCAGGGGGCGGCAGAGAGACAGGAGUGGUCCGCGGAGGAGCCCAGCUCCGAGCCCAGCCGCGCGAACCCACCGAGCCCGCGCUCAGAAGCCCGGUCUCCCACCGACAGGCCGCUCGGCUCGGAAGGCUGCUGGGUCCUUCCUCUCCCUCAAGUGCAGGCAGAGCCCUCUGGAGCCAUGGCCAGCCCUUCCAGCAGCCCCGAGGACACGGGCAAGCUCAGAGGCAGGGAUGGCCGGCAGAGGCGGGAGGCGGAGGACGCCCCUCCGGAGGAGAAGAGGUUGAGGCUGGGGCUGGAAGGAGGAAGCGCCGCGAGCGAGGAAGGGGAAGACGCGCCGCGUCUGGGCAGGGAAGAGACCGGUACCCAGACAGGUGUCGAGGACGGAGGCGAUCUACCGUCCCUACCAUACAGCCUGGUCGAGGGUCAGGACUACACAUCUGAACAUUCAGCCUGCCUCUCCAGUGCCAACAACAGUCCGCACGACUCAGUUUCGGCAAGCCUGGCUUCCAGCAAAACUGAGGAAACUGCUUGGAGAACUCAUGCAAGUGGAACUUACAGCUUCCCUGAUCAGACUCAGCAUUCAAGGUGA